Molecule: messenger RNA, 2880 nt
Organism: Brassica rapa (field mustard)
Lineage: Eukaryota; Viridiplantae; Streptophyta; Magnoliopsida; Brassicales; Brassicaceae
Biological process (GO): proteolysis
Molecular function (GO): cysteine-type peptidase activity
Source: RefSeq, a predicted model, not a curated record
AUGGAUGUUUCCGAAGAUCUAGCAAGGGAUUACCCUCCAAGACAUUACCCUGAAGGGGCUUCUAUUUUUGAAAACAAAAGCAUUAAUACGAAUAGCCAUUUUUCUGAGAUCCCUCGACUUAGACAAGCAAUUGGAAUAGAUGUGUGGGAUAAUCUGAAGACGUAUCCUGUUGAAUUGAUUGCUAAACUGGCUGAGAGCAAAUUGGUGUGGUCUGGUAAGACCGUACAUUAUCUACUUUGUAGACAGCUGCGAGUCUAUAAGAAGGAGAUUUGGUCUCUCGUUGUUGAUCAACCUCUCAGGUUUAGCGUAAUAGAAUUUGGUGAGAUCACGGGUUUAAACACAAAUCCACUGCCAGAAGAAAGUUUUGAACCUUAUCCAGAGAAUUACAAAGCGUUGUGGGAGUUGUUGAAAGUGCCGCUUGGGUACGGACCCAAGUUUGAUGAACUUAUAGAAGCUUUAACGGAGUGUCCAUUCUGGAGUGCUGAUCAGCGGAAAUGGUAUGGGCUGUUGUUUCUUCAAGCCAUUGGACUUUAUGGCUUGCAUCAUAAUUGUAGAAUACCCUUUGAAAGUGCAAAAAGAGUAUUCGAUGAUGACGCCCUGAUGACUUAUCCUUGGGGUCGGACUGCCUAUGAAUUUCUUGUUGAUUCUAUCAAGUUGUUGCAUCCACAAGGAGGGUCGUACACCCUUAGCGGCUUCAAGGACAUGUUAUUGGUUUGGGCGUAUGAAUCUGUCACAGUGUUCGGAGAGCUUUAUGGCAGAAAAGUGAAUCCAGACGAAAUUCCGCUUUUGCGAUGGGGUGGAAGUCGUACUCGUGCAAGUCUUGCUACUACAAUAGAUAAGGAGAUGAAUGAUCAUGGAACGGUGCGUGUGAGGAAAAUGGUGAUGAAGGAGGGUCUAGAAGAGCUGUUUCCUCAGUGGAAGGAUGAAGCAGUUGACCCACAACUUGAUAACCUAAUUAAAGAUAUACAUGCAGAUAGGUUUGUUAGAGAUUUUUAUGUGCAAUCGAAUGAGAAGAACAAAAAAAUGAAUGCUGGAGUUUCGUCAGAGGCUGAACCACCCUCAAAGAAGCAGAAGAAAGGCAAGAAACAGAAGGAGAGUGCAAAGGAGAAGGGUCGUAGCGAAGCGGUUCUGCUGAACAUAGUUGCUCAUCUCGAGAAGUUGAACCGAAAAUUUGACUCGAGAUUAACAGAAUACGACACCAAGUUUGGAUCUUUUUCCCGAGGCCUUUUGGAUACCAUUGGAGAUACAGUGAAAACUACAGUUGAAGAGCGUCUGAGAGUUUUUGGGGUGUCCAAUAGUAGUCAACCUGAAGGUCAAAACGUGAUGGUCUCAGAAGACAACCAACAGCCAGAGUUCAAUAGUGGUCAACCUGAUGGUCAAAACGUGAUGGUCUCAGAAGACAACCGACAGCCGGAUCAGUCCGAAGACAGCCAACCGCAAAAGACCCCUGAUAAAGGCCAAUCUGAGAAGAAUCUGGCAGAUGAUAUUGCUAAAGCUGAUGCGAAAGGUAUGGGAGCAAAGUUGAAUUCGAAGGUUGUCAGGGAUAAGGCUGCUGGGGUGAAAAAGAACUUGGAUUCGGCGUUUGGUAUUGCCGAUGCAACAAAUGCUGAUUUGGUCUCUGAUUCUCCUGGUAAGGAACCACCAUUCGGACGCGGUUGCAGGGGCUUAGGGAAAAGAAAUAACUUAGCGGCUGAUUUGGAGAGGAAUGAAGCUGAGUUAAAGAAGAAGCAGAAGACUCGCAGUGGUACAAUAAGAAUAACCAUUCCGACUAAGCAAACUGAGGCGGAAACAGACGAAUUGUGGCCAGACGAACUGUUGCCGGAAUCUGAUGUGGAGGAAGAUGAAAGGAAAAGGUGUGGAAGAAUAAAGGAGUAUCGGCUGAAAGCUGUUCAAUUAUCUCCAGAUGGGUCUCAAAUGAGUGCGGAAUUUGGUCCUUCUGUUCCAUUUCCCCACAUCGGAGACAAUGUAACGACGUGCAUGAGAAAAGGUUUAGAACCUUUACCUGCAAUAUAUGAUCCCCUAGGACCUGUUGAUCCGGUUAAAAGGGAUAAUCUUUUGCAACACCUGAAGCCACACGAGGAAAUUCCACAUGGAGAAGCUCACGAGGAUAUUGAGUUCUACAGAAUCCUCAUCACUCCAAGACCUUGGCCCAUUAAAGAAUAUGGAUGGCUGGUUCAAAAUCUGAGUUAUAUAUUAUAUGUGCAACAUAUUGCUGCGUAUAUUAGAGUCCUCAUUCAAAGGUCCAAACAAGAUCCCAGCCUAUUCUGGUCUAAGCGCGUUGCGUUUAUAGACUCUUGGUUCCUUCAAUCAUGGGUUCACGAUUAUAAGGAGUUCGAAGCCAAACCGGAAAUGGUCAAAUUCAAAGGAAGUGGUUACGAGGGGUUAGCAAACGGUUUGAUCCCCACAGACAUUCAGACAAAGUUGCGGUGGUUUACAGAUGUAGAUCACUUGUACGGAGUGCUUAAUACUGGCGGCAAUCAUUGGGUGGGUUUUCACAUGGAUCUGCAUAAAGAGAAGGUUGAUUGCUAUGAUUCAAUCGUUGGAGAGCAAACACUCGAAAGUGAGCUGAGAAUGCUAAAUUUCUUUAGGCCGCUUACUGGUAUGAUCCCUGCGAUUCUGAAUGCCCUUAUUCCUGAUGAUAUCCGAGUCCCUACCAAGAAAGAGUUUAUAUUCAGACGAAGAACAAAACGUAUUGUUCCACAAAACAACCUGAGAGGCGACUGUGGAGUGUAUUCAUUGAAGUUCGUCGAGUGUCUAGCGCUUGGUGUAGUUUUUGAUGGGAUAUCGGAUGAAAAUAUUCAAGGUCUGAGAAUGAAGAUGGCAGCAGAUUUCUUCGAUGAAGGAAGUUGUAGUUUGGUAGAGUCGUUCGGCGAUGAAUAA